Molecule: messenger RNA, 796 nt
Organism: Somion occarium
Lineage: Eukaryota; Fungi; Basidiomycota; Agaricomycetes; Polyporales; Cerrenaceae
Source: the annotation of a GenBank genome assembly
GCUGUUUGCGCGUGUUGUCCGAGGCCCUCUAUCCCCCACGUGUAAUCCCCAUUGUAGACAGUACUGAGGCGCCCCAUGUCUGGCAGCAGCCAGCUUGAUUGAAUACAACCUUCACUAUAGACAUAGACUAUUGCGGAGCACCACUUGUUGGUUGAGACUAUCAUGCCCGCGUAUCACUCAUCGUUCAACGAGGAACCUGACGUUCGUCUCGUCGGGAACAUGUCCGUCCUACCUAUUAAGACCAAGAUCAGAGGACCAGCACUCAUAGCCGACUCUAACACUGCCGACAUCAUUGACGAAACACUAGACCUUUUCCGCGCCAACUCCCUCUUCCGUAACUUUGAGAUCAAGGGCCCCUCCGAUCGCCUUCUCAUUGUUCUCAUCCUCUUUGUAUCCGACUGUCUUGCGAAGAUUGGCUCCCAGAGGAGCGUGUCCUCACAACUGGAGGCGAAUAAGCUGUUGAACACGCUAGCAGUAGAUAACUUCCCGAUCCCUGGAGACGCUACAUUCCCUUUGAAUGCUCACUAUGCCCCACCCGGGAGCAGAGCUGAUGCUGAAUAUUUGCGACAGUAUUUGACUCAAGUCCGACAAGAAUUGGCUGCGCGGUUGAUUGAACGUUUGUAUGCAGACGGUACAGGCAAGCCAAGCAAGUGGUGGAUGUCGUUCCAGAAGAGGAGGUUCAUGAACAGGAGCUUGGGAACGCAAUGAAUGGCAAGGAAUCACAGGAUAUUCAGCUUUGAUGUACAGAGAGACCAGGCAGGUCGUAUAAUACAGCGCAUAUACCAAAGAACCAUAA